CUCUGUCCCCAUUCUGUAGUCCCUCUGCAUGGCGCCUGCCCCUGAAUGCUAGCUAACAGGCCGCCCCAGACAUCCUGUCCUUCAUGUUGCCCUUUCUGCAGUAAUGGUGCCAUCCGCCCCACCCCCCUCUCCCAGUGAUGGACCAGGUUAUGUGGUCCUGCGCUGUUGUAGUUUCAACUCCUUGACUUCCGUCCUCCAAGUCUCAGUUUCCACUUUUAUGGCCCUCCCCCCCCCCCCACACACAGUAAUAAGCUAACUUGAACUAUACCUUCUCCCCACUCCUCAAAUUGACGAGUCCAUCUGUGGCAAGCCCUGAUUCUGUACCCAUUCUCGGAAUCUCCUCCCUACCAGAGCAGGCCCAGUUUCGGCCCCAUGACCCAGUCUCCCAGUCUUGGCGCUGGAGCCAUACUCCAGGUCUCCUCUCCCCGGGUCUUCGUGCCCCUCCUUCCUUUGGAGUCAUGGGAUGGCUAGCGGCCCGGAGCUCCCCCUGCACUUUGCCUCAUUGCUGUGGCGGAGCCACCCAAAGCCCCCUCUCUUUUCCCACUUUCGUGGUAACCAGCUGCCCGGCCCAUGACCCUGUGUCUGUAGUGAUGGACCCAUCUGUGACCCUGUGGCAGUUCCUGCUCCAACUGUUGAAGGAGCAGAGUAACGGGCACCUCAUAGCCUGGACAUCCAGCGACGGGGAAUUCAAGCUGGUCGAUGCUGAAGAGGUGGCCCGGCUCUGGGGGCUUCGAAAGAACAAGACCAACAUGAACUACGACAAGCUGAGCAGGGCUCUGCGAUACUACUAUGACAAGAAUAUCAUCCGUAAGGUGAGUGGGCAGAAGUUCGUCUACAAAUUCGUGUCCUUCCCGGAGGGGCCAGGCCACGAUGGGGAGGAGGGCCAGGUCCGGGCAGAGGUGCCUCCAGAGCCCCUCCGGCCGAUGAAGGCCUCUCUAGGGGGCGUUGGGUCUUCUGCCCCUACCCCUGUGCGCAGCAGCCGGAAUGAGUAUAUGCGUUCUGGGCUCUACUCCACCUUCACCAUCCAGUCCCUGCAGCAGCUAACCCCGGUACGCCCUGCCCGGCCUAUCCCCGAGACCCUUAGCCCAGCCAGCCUCGAGGCCCCAGAGGCCCGACUUCCGCUGCAGGUCAUCUUGAUGGCCCCAGCCGAAGGUCUGGCAGAGGCCGGGGAGGCCGAGGCUUCGGCCGCAACCGCAUCCCGACUGCUUUCGCCCGAGCUUUCCAAGGGGGAGCAGCCUCCGGAAGAGGGGGCUGCAGUUGCCCUGGAGACCAGCACGGGGAGCGCCGAGGCUUCGGGCCCCGCCCCCGUCUCCGCCGCCCGCCCCGCCCCCAACUCCAGGGCCCGCAAACCCCGAGAUCUAGAGCUCCCUCUAGGGCCGAGCCCCGAGGUGGCUUCAGCUUCGGGCCUGGGCCCGGCCCUCACGCCCUCCCUUCUCACCUCCCACACGCUGACCCCGGUGCUUCUGACGCCCAGUGCGCUGCCCCCCAGCAUCCACUUCUGGAGCACUCUGAGCCCCAUCGCGCCCCGCAGCCCUGCCCGCCUCUCCUUCCAGUUUCCGACCAGCGGCGGCGGCGGCGGCGGCGGCGGCGGCGGCGGCGGCGGCUCGUCCCAGGCUCCCGCCUCUCUCCCCUCACUCAGCAUGGACGGCCUCUCCACCCCCGUGGUCCUCUCCCCGGGCCCGCAGAAGCCGUGACUCUUUCUUUCCCAGGGACUUCCGAGACUGCUGCCUUUCCCGGGAGGAUUGCUGGUUCCUGGAGGGGGGCGGGGGGGCUGGGGGCGCGACCUGGAUUAAGCACUGCUGUGCCCCGGGCACUGUGCUAAGCCCUUUUACCAAUAUGAUCCUCCCAACAACCCUGAGAGGUAGGU
Molecule: messenger RNA, 1867 nt
Organism: Gracilinanus agilis (Agile Gracile Mouse Opossum)
Lineage: Eukaryota; Metazoa; Chordata; Mammalia; Didelphimorphia; Didelphidae
Gene: ELK1
Product: ETS transcription factor ELK1
Exons: 5
Coding region: 459-1694 (411 amino acids)
Biological process (GO): cell differentiation; regulation of transcription by RNA polymerase II
Cellular component (GO): nucleus
Molecular function (GO): DNA-binding transcription factor activity, RNA polymerase II-specific; sequence-specific DNA binding
Source: RefSeq, a predicted model, not a curated record